AUGAUGCCCCCAAUUGCGGACAGUAGCGACCCAGAUCCUACAACCCAGAUACCAUGGCCUGCAGCACGCUCCAAGCACAGCAGCAGCUCCAAGGACACUGCUGAGGCGCAAGACGGUCGUCGGCCACGCGGUAUCCAGAUUGCAGAGACAGCAAAGAGGCCUGCUUCACAGUCUCCAGUUGGCAAGAAGCUCCUCACGACAUGGAAUCUCAUAACUUUGAGCGUGUCGAUGGCAGGCGCACAGAUUGCGUGGACUGUCGAACUUGGCUAUGGAAAUCCAUUCCUGCUGAAGCUUGGACUGUCAGAACAACUCACCUCUCUGGUGUGGCUAGCUGGGCCAAUAAGUGGUCUAAUAGCUCAGCCUCUUAUAGGGGCAAUAUCUGAUUCCUCGCCAUCCAAAUAUCGAAGAAGAUAUUGGAUCAUGCUGUCUACGUUUGUUCUAGUGAUCUCGACGUUCACGCUCGCUUAUUGCGAGAGCUUUGCCGCAUUCUUUGUCGACUUGUUCGGCGUAGGAGACGGGAGCUGGGACGAACGCAGGAAUAACCGGGUCAACGGGACUGCUAUUGGCAUUGCGGUCGUCUCCUUCUACUUGCUUGACUUCGCCCUCAAUGCUCUGCAAGCCUCGCUGCGCAACCUCCUCCUUGACGUAACACCGCCGGCCCAGCUGAACUCUGCUAACGCUUGGCAUGGAAGGAUGACCCAUGCCGGAAACAUUGUCGGAUACGGAUUUGGUUUCCUUCCCUUGGCAGAGUUUCCUAUAAUUCGACUCAUCGGCGGUGACCAGUUUCGCAAGUUCUGCCUAGUCAGUUUGACUUUGCUUAUUGCCACUGUCGUUGUCACCUGUGUGUGCCAUGAAGAAGAGGAACGGCCACGGUCUCAUAAGGCCACGGAGAGUAAACUCUCUGAGCUUCUAUCUAAUAUCUAUAACGCCGCAAGGAAGCUUCCCAGGCCUAUACAACGCGUAUGCGUAGUUCAGAUCUUUGCCUUUAUGGGAUGGUUCCCUUUCCUGUUUUACGCCACCACAUAUAUUGGUCAAGUCAUGGCUUAUGAGAAUCAGAAGGAGCCUGAACACGAUAAAGCCACGCGCAAGGGGGAGCUCGCAUUGCUCUUAUUCAGCAUAGUAUCUGUGGUGUCUGGCACACUAUUGCCGCACUUGGCCAGUCGCGAUCGCCGGCUCAUGACCCAUAAAGGCGACGAGGAUGAGGACGCAGAGAUCACCCGGAUCAGGCAUACCGUUAGAGAAUGGCGUGCAGAUGCAGCUCGUAAGGGAGAGCCGUUGCGUCUCCCUGUAAUGCCGUUCCUCCUCCGCAAUAUCUGGACAGGAGCUCUAUUGCUCUUUACAUUGCUCACGUUCUCUACUGUUUUCGUCAACACAGUGCUUGAGGCGACCAUUAUGAUCAGUCUCAUCGGGAUUUGCUGGUCGGUGGCAUGCUGGGUGCCCUUUGCAAUUAUCAUGGAGCUGUUGAAAGACCUACCCUCAUCAUCAACGGCUCAGCGCCCUGAGCAUGCCCGUACCUUAUCAACACCUGGAUUCCCUCGUAGGCCUAGUGCCACUGAGCGGACACCACUUGUUCGAAGUCGCUCGUUCGAUGAGUAUGAUGUGAACCCCGAUGAGGAGGCUACUCCUGUGGCUGGCGGUACGAUACUAGGCAUUCACAAUCUGGCCAUUGUCAUGCCACAGUUCAUCAUCGCGUUAGUAUCCAGCAUCAUCUUCCACCUUGUAGACGGCGGCGUGGAGGACGACCCAAGCAAUCAUAGCACAUAUCUGGGCCGCAACGGUGUUGCGUGGGUUCUACGAUUUGGAGGCCUUUGUACACUCUUUGGUGCUAUGCUCGCACGAAGAGUGCCUCCCACUCCUACCGAGAAGGCGAUGCGGAGGAGAUUGGGCGAGAUGAUGCUUCUCGGGCAAGCACCGAGUCCUUAG
Molecule: messenger RNA, 1923 nt
Organism: Pleurotus ostreatus (oyster mushroom)
Lineage: Eukaryota; Fungi; Basidiomycota; Agaricomycetes; Agaricales; Pleurotaceae
Exons: 12
Coding region: 1-1923 (640 amino acids)
Cellular component (GO): membrane
Molecular function (GO): sucrose:proton symporter activity
Source: RefSeq, a predicted model, not a curated record